This is a messenger RNA of Rhopalosiphum maidis (corn leaf aphid), 946 nucleotides long. RefSeq names its product pancreas transcription factor 1 subunit alpha-like. The transcript has 3 exons. Bases 142 to 828 code for a protein of 228 amino acids. Lineage: Eukaryota; Metazoa; Arthropoda; Insecta; Hemiptera; Aphididae. Gene Ontology annotation, molecular function: RNA polymerase II transcription regulatory region sequence-specific DNA binding; DNA-binding transcription factor activity, RNA polymerase II-specific; protein dimerization activity. Gene Ontology annotation, biological process: regulation of transcription by RNA polymerase II; developmental process. The record is from RefSeq and is a predicted model, not a curated record.
UCUCUGCAGUAGCGUCCCGGCUCCCGCUUGUGUUUGUUAGCCCACGUCUCAACUAGCACUGCAAUAUGUAAUCAUAAGUAUAAAUUAUUAAUAACGAUCUUAAUAUAUCGUUCUUACGACGUACGCUUAGUAUAUCUAUCAAUGGACCAUCAUCACCAUCAUUAUCAACUGAAUCACCAUGGAGCGGGGCAUCAUUACCACGCACCACCGUACACAAGAGAUUAUUUCCUCUACGAAUAUUCGUCCGGUUCCGAGUCCGAUGGAACAAGUUCACUGAAUAGUGAUUGCGAUUCCGGCAACUGUGUUGAUUCGGGUCGGAAGAAGAGUUCACGGUGUCACAGGCAAAAGACGCAGCAGCGGCAAGCAGCGAACCUGCGCGAACGACGACGUAUGCAAAGCAUCAAUGAAGCGUUCGAAGGGCUUCGUGCACACAUACCCACUCUGCCGUAUGAGAAGCGCUUGUCCAAAGUGGACACACUGAAGUUAGCUAUAGGUUAUAUAAAUUUCCUGUCCGAGUUGACUCGUGGUACGGGACCUACAGGAAAUGGCGUAACGUCAUUGAAUGUAGCCAAACUUACAACGAUCGCCGGUCGUCUGCAUAGACCACCGGCACAGGUCAAAGAACAACCCGUCAAGAAGUUUAUUGUCAGAGGUGCGUUUGGAACUCCAUAUUCAUUACAUUCGUUGUCUUGGUCAAGGGCAAAAGAAAAUUGUCCAAAUAGUGCAGGAGUAAUGCGAGCAAAGUUAUGGAGGCCUGAAGUAGGGUCACCUCGUAAUUCUGGAUCUACUUCAACCUCAACGAGUUCGACAUCAUCAAGUAAAACCUAAUCAUUCAACAUAAUAAAUAAGACAACUAUUAUUAUAAGUGAUAUAUUUAUGUAUUGUCUCUAUUCAGUUGUUCUUAUUUAAAUUUAAAAUGUUUAUUAUAUAAAUUAACUAAAUUAUU